Messenger RNA from Emericellopsis atlantica, 1976 nucleotides. Its product is annotated as prolyl 4-hydroxylase. Gene Ontology annotation, molecular function: iron ion binding; L-ascorbic acid binding; procollagen-proline 4-dioxygenase activity. The record is from RefSeq and is a predicted model, not a curated record. The transcript has a single exon. Gene Ontology annotation, cellular component: endoplasmic reticulum. Gene Ontology annotation, biological process: peptidyl-proline hydroxylation to 4-hydroxy-L-proline. NCBI's taxonomy places the organism in Eukaryota, Fungi, Ascomycota, Sordariomycetes, Hypocreales, Bionectriaceae. Bases 35 to 1537 code for a protein of 500 amino acids.
CCAACGUGAAACUUCCCAAGUCACCACCAUCACCAUGUCCAAAUCCAAGGCUCAGAAGCGCAAGCGACAGGCUCAGGCUGCAGCGUCGAGCGGGCCUCCAUCCAAAGUCACAAAGACUACGACCGUCGAAGACUCCAAUGGUGGAAGUUCACCCUCCGCCACCACCGUCCUGGCGCCCUCGAACCUGCACACUGUCAUCUCGGACGAAGAGCUCGAAAUCACCGUCGAGACACUCCAAACCCUAUCACAAUACCCAAGUCUGAUCAAGGGGAAGUCUUGCAAGGACUUGCGAGUGGCUGUGUAUGACUUUCGCAAAGCAUCGACAACCGGCAACAAUGCAUCGACUGACGGAGGCAACCUUACUUCGCGCAUCACCGCGGCAUUGGCCGACGAAAAGUACCUGGAUGCCAGGGUUCUACUAGCGGAAAUGAGGAUCAGAUCUGAGGAACCGAAGCUCGGCGCUCUUUGUCGAUGGGUGAGGGAUCUGGACGUGAUCAGCCGAUUAUCUACUGUCAGGUCCGCUGAGGACGCCGCGCCCGCCGUCCGAAGCGACAACGAGCGUGGUCUUCUCAAUGUUCUUGAUGCUGUUCUUCGUACGGUUGGGCCAAUCGACUCGAAUCCGGCAGCCGUCACCCACCCGACUUCGCAGGUAGUCCUUCAGGACAUAUGGGAUCUUCGACCGUCUACGCCCAGCGAGCAGAUCCACGCCGCCGUACAGAAUGGCACAAUCUUCGAUACCCUGCAGAAGGACAACAUCUCUUCUCUCUUGCGUAUCAUCGAAACAACGCCAGCCCUCGAGCGCAAACCGCCAAACCAUCACGAUGCCAUUCUCUACACUACCGCGCCAGACGCUGUGUUGCUCUCGCAGACUCCAGAGACGCCCAUCAUCCACGAGCCGCAUCCCGUGGUUCCUGGACUCAGCCUCGCGAGGAACCUCCUCUCACCGCGCGAAUGCAAGUCCAUCAUUGCUGCAGGAGAGGCUGCCAACUUUGUGCCCGACGCACCCAUCCGUGACGACGGCCAGGUCAGCAUCCUCGCGCAUAACUUUUACUGGGUCAUCGAUGCGGCAUUCCACGACAAGCUGUGGGCUCGCAUCGCCCCGUACGUACCUUCCUCAAUCAAUGGACGUCAAGCCAGGGGCAUCAACCGCAGAUUCCGAGUAUAUCGGUAUGUUCCAGGUGCAGAGUACCGCUGCCACAUUGACGGUGCUUGGCCACCCUCUGGCAUCUUGCCCAAUGACAAGUAUGUGUACGAUGCGUCACCGCCCGGCAAGAAGCAGAGUUCGCUCUUCACCUUCCUCUUGUAUCUCAAUGACGAAUUCGAGGGCGGCGAGACCACAUUCUUCUUGCCGUCUGCUAAAGAGGGGACACUCAAUGCGUACCCCGUGCGGCCGGUCAUGGGCGCUGUCGCCAUUUUCCCCCACGGCGAGACCAAGGGCGCUCUUCUGCAUGAGGGUACUGGCGUGAGGAAAGGUGCCAAGUAUAUCAUUCGUUCGGAUGUCGAAUACGAUGUCGAGCCGACGGUGGGUGUGGAUUGAACGGUUAUGUGACGAUGGUGAAUUCGAGCCACCCCUUUCGCAACCGACGACGCCAUAAGAUUGAGAAGCGCCCUGCCCCUGAAUUUAAGGGUGCAAUCAAGGGAGGCAAAUUACUGCGUCGCCCGACACAGCGAGAAAGCCCUGCCCAUGGGGCCGUCAUGGCAAGAGGAACUAUGAGCCAGCGAUCGUCGUCGCAUGUAGUCUCAGCCGUCGGCCGGGCAAGCUCGACUUGCUCUCCACUCGGGGGCCAGGCAUUAAUCGUGCAUACAGUCAGGACCCUUGAGUUUGCUCAGGAGCACAUGACGCGCUCAACGCGGAUAGGGGUUGUCGGGAUUUCAGACAUGAGAUUGCCAUAUAAAGGACGAACAGAAUGUUCAUAGAUGAACAGAGCUGAUUUAAUAUCUGCGCAAAUUCCGCGACAUGAUGGUUGAAUAGAACU